Molecule: messenger RNA, 4147 nt
Organism: Paralichthys olivaceus (Japanese flounder)
Lineage: Eukaryota; Metazoa; Chordata; Actinopteri; Pleuronectiformes; Paralichthyidae
Gene: dpysl2a
Product: dihydropyrimidinase like 2a
Cellular component (GO): cytoplasm
Molecular function (GO): hydrolase activity, acting on carbon-nitrogen (but not peptide) bonds
Source: RefSeq, a predicted model, not a curated record
UGUGCAGGGCGGGGCAGUGCGCAUGCGCGGUACCUCUGUGGCCCUUGUCUUGGUGUCUGUCCUGUCUUCAGGGACCUUCUCCAGCUGUACAUUCACACAAAGCUCUCUCAGGCGAACACACAUCUGCUCACUACGGAUUAUUUGUCGGGCUGCUCUGUGUAAACCUCACUCUCUGUCGUCGGGAGCCGCCCGGGGCGUCGACCGGCCAACGAGCAGAAGCAUCCAUUCAUCCUUUCAGGGGCAGCUGAGCUUUUCCAGGCGAGCUAGCUAGCGUUAGCCGAGCGAGCGGCAGGGGACAGCUGUGUUAAAAUGUCGGGUUACCAAGGAAAGAAGAACAUCCCAAGAAUCACUAGCGAUCGUCUUCUCAUCAAAGGAGCAAAGAUCGUGAAUGAUGACCAGUCCUUCUUGGCUGAUAUCUACAUGGAAGAUGGAGUCAUCAAGCAAAUCGGAGACAACCUCAUUGUUCCUGGGGGAGUUAAGAUCAUAGAGGCUCAUGGGAGAAUUGUGAUGCCUGGGGGUAUUGACGUGCACACCCGGUUCCAGAUGCCUGAUCGAGGCAUGGUGGCAGCAGAUGACUUCUACCAGGGCACCCGGGCGGCCCUGGCUGGGGGAACGACCAUGAUCGUCGACCAUGUGGUGCCGGAGCCUGGCGUCAGUCUGGUUGCUGCCUUCAAGCAGUGGAGGGAGUGGGCUGACAGCAAGUCCUGCUGUGACUAUUCUCUGCAUGUGGACGUCACUGAGUGGAACAAAGGCACUCAGGAAGAUAUGGAGGCCCUGGUGAAGGAUCAUGGUGUCAACUCUUUCCUGGUCUAUUUGGCAUAUAAGGAUGUUUUCCAACUUUCUGACUCUCAGAUCUAUGAGGUGUUCAGUGUCAUCAGAGAUCUCGGAGCCAUUGCACAGGUGCAUGCUGAGAACGGAGACAUCAUUGCAGAGGAGCAGCGACGUAUUUUAGAGCUGGGCAUCACUGGCCCUGAAGGUCAUGUGCUCAGCCGCCCAGAGGAGGUGGAGGCCGAGGCAGUCAAUCGCUCUGUCACCAUAGCCAAUCAGACCAACUGCCCCCUCUACAUCACCAAGGUGAUGAGCAAGAGCGCCGCUGACGUCAUUGCUCUCGCCAGGAAAAGGGGUGCUGUGGUUUAUGGAGAGCCCAUAUCUGCCAGUUUGGGCACAGAUGGUACCCAUUACUGGAGCAAGAACUGGGCCAAGGCAGCGACCUAUGUCACGUCUCCACCACUCAGCCCUGAUCCCACCACCCCCGACUACCUCAACUCCUUGUUAUCAUGUGGGGACUUGCAGGUGACUGGCAGUGCUCAUUGCACUUUCCUGACUUCCCAGCGUGCAGUAGGAAAAGAUGACUUCACCCUAAUCCCAGAGGGCACCAACGGCACUGAGGAGAGGAUGUCCCUAAUCUGGGACAAAUGUGUGGUGACUGGCAAGAUGGAUGAGAACCAGUUUGUGGCAGUGACCAGCACAAACGCAGCCAAGAUCUUCAACCUGUAUCCCCGCAAGGGCCACAUCGCUGUGGGGUCUGAUGCUGACCUCGUGCUGUGGGACCCAGAUAUCACCAAGAUCAUCUCAGCUAAGAGUCACAACCUGGCUGUGGAGUAUAACAUCUUCGAGGGCACAGAGCUGCGUGGAGGUCCAUCUGUGGUGAUCAGCCAGGGCAAGAUUGUGUUGGAGGAGGGCAACCUUCACACCACUGAAGGCUGCGGGCGCUACAUCAGCCGCAAACCUUUCCCUGACCACGUGUACAAGAGGAUAAAGGCUCGCAGCAGGCUCACAGAGUUGCGAGGAGUUCCCAGGGGCCAGUACGACGGGCCGGUGUGCGAAGUGACAGUGACUCCCAAGGUCAUGUCCACAGUCUCCUCGGUGAAGACCUCCCCUGCUAAGCAGCAGCAGCCGCAGCAGCAGAUUGCUCACCAGCCAGUGCGCAACCUUCACCAGUCUGGAUUCAGCUUGUCUGGUGCCCAAGUUGACGACAACAUCCCUCGUCGCAACACUCAACGCAUCGUGGCUCCUCCUGGUGGAAAAGCCAACAUCACCAGCCUCGGCUAAUUUCCUCCCAUGACUGAGUGCAGGGCCACACGGGACAAGAAGCCACUGUCACAUGACAUGUGGUCACCUCUGACUCCUCCCCCUCUGCACUCAACCCAAACCACUCCAUCCAUUCUAUUCACACACUACCACCAUGUCACCUCAUUCAAAAAAAGAAAGAAAGCAUUAUUCCAUUUUUUUUCUUUCCUGCCAUAUUCCACAGUCUUCAAGGAAAGAUCAAGUGAAUUGAAACAGCUUUUUUAAAGCCCAGUUUGAUUAUCCAUGGAGGUUAUUUGUUUACAUUUGUUUACAUUUGUUGUAUAAUUUCUUGCUGUACAUGUUUUAGCUGUUGAGUUGCUUCUUUUGGCUCAGAAAGUUGACCUAAAAAGUUGUUGUUUACACGAGCAGGCAAUUUAGAAACAGCAGUUGUUUACAGUUUCUCUUCUUGCGCUGUGUAUUUCCCAGAUAUUAAUAAGAAUGUGCUGGUGGUGGUGUAGCACCAUCACCUUUAUUUAAACGUUAAAACCUCCUCUCUCCUUGUUGUAACGUGGCUCCACUGCUGUUUCAGUAGGAAAAUGUGACUUUGUUAAUGCAAAAAUCUCAAAAUACUAAUGGAAGAUUAGACCAUAGAAUAUUGUUUUUACAUCUCUGACGUUUGCAGUAUGAGCUGAACAAUUCACUUUGGUCUUCCUUUUGUGCUAUGGCUGCACUUUCUUCAUUUCUUUAUUUUGUGUGAAUUGAUGUUUUAUGUUUUAUUGAAGUCGUCUUUUAGAAUAUGCUGACUGCACUGAAAGGAAAAGAAAGGGUAUUUUAGAGUUAAACCACUCAUUCAGUUUCAGCCUGAAUAUGGGAGUAGGGAGGAGAAAUGGCUGCUACAUAAUAUUUUGUCUGAGAAUCACCUCCCCCCACCCCUCAUAUUAUCAUUUUGUUGUUUUCCUCAUGUUUGUGAAAAGGUUGUCAGGGCAAGCUUCCAAUAAUCAGAGCGGUGUAUAUUGUUGAGAAUGCAGACAGGCACUAAGAUGAAGCUGGAUAUGCAGACAACCUUUCUGCACCUGGUGCUAUAAGACCAUCGCUGCAUAUGUGCAGAUGAUGUACACACACACUGACACACACACACACGUUUGUACUUCUAUCUUAGUGACGACACUCAUUGACACGAUGCAUUCCCUAGCCCCUUAGCCUAACCAUCCAAACUAAAUGCCUAACCUUAACCCUUAAUCUAACCUAAACCUUAUUUUAACCCUAACCCUAAAACCCUAACCCCCAAACAGUCCAUUAAAUGUGGGUCAGAAAGUGAGGACCCACCUUUAACCAAAAUGUCCUCACUCCGUAGGUUGUAGGCUCAAACUGGUCCUCACAUAUAGCUGUACAAGAGCACACACACACACAAACACGCACGCACGCACACAAAACACACACAACAGUGGUGUAAGCUUUGUAAUAAUAGCAGCCAGGGCACAAGCCUUUUACCUAGUAUUGACAGAAUUUGUUUUUGCACUAAAUGGUUAACCUGUAUGUGAGCUUGCAACUUUUUGUUUGUGUUUGGAUAUUCGUUGAGUUGAACUCCUUGCUUGCCUCCUCUGUAAGAUAUUGACAGCGCACUGUAUCUAUGAAGGCUCUUUAAAGAAGUGGAACCAUGAUCUUUUGAGACCUGAUGAAAAAUGCUCCAGUAUGUGUAUGAAUUCCCUCACAGUGUGCAGAUAUUGUGUCCACUGUUCUAGGUGUUAGUGUUGUGAAUGAGUUACCAGAUAUCCAGUUGUUCUUUCCUUACCCUCUGAGACACCAGAGUCACUCAAGGUCGUAAACUUUAUUCACCGAAACCACGGGUCGUCAGUACUGUAAAACACUGGAUUAUUUCUUCCUCAUUGCCUUGUCAAGUGUUGGUUUUGUAUGCCAAGCUAUAAUGUGAAGUGUUGACAUUUGGGGAAGUUUCAUGGUGAUGGUUGUUGAGUUGUUACGUUCAGCACUGUUGUUGCCCCUCGCCCAGCAAGUGUGAUACUCUCUCAGAAGUGUAUGUUUUGUAGGUUACAAGGGUUUUGGGGGGAAUUCGUUGGUCCCGUCAGCAUUUGACCCUAUCUGUGUUGACUUCAGUGGAUUAAAAUAAUAAAAAAUGAAA